AAGGGCGAAGCAUAUAAUUAGGGAUUUUUUUUGGCGGUGGUUUUUUUAGGGCUCCUCCUCAACAACCCGACGCGACACACACUCUCUCACCUCUGACGGCGUUUUUCAAUCAAUCACCGUUUCUGUCUUCCGUCUCUACAUCGAUCUCACGGGAAUGAGAUGUCUGAGAAUGAGAUUCGUCCGAUCAAGCUGAAGGCUAGCUCGGCGAUGAUGAUGAUGAAGCAUAGGGAAGGAGAGGGUAACAACAACAGCUCCUCAGGGAAGGGUUUGGUUAAAGUUAAGUUAGAGAAGGACAAACACGUUUCUUCUGAUGAGAGCUUUAACGGUAAAGCUUUGGUUACUGUUAAGUUAGAGAAGAAGGAAGAAGAAGAAGAAGAAUCUGAUCUUCUUGGUGUCUUGAAGAGAAAACGGAUCUCUAGAUUAGUUGAGAAUUCGAGAAGAUUCUCAGUUAAGAGUGAAAGCAGUUCAGAGAAGCAGAAACAGAAGACGUGUCUUCGUAGAGGAAUGAUUACUCGUUGGAAUACUGAAAGGCUUGAUAAUGCGGAGUUAGCUUUAUUUGAGAUAUUGAAGGAGAAAGGAGCUUCUUUUGAGAGGCCUGUUCCGAGGGCUGAGUUACGAGUUUCAGCUCGGAAGAGGAUCGGUGAUACUGGGUUGUUGGAUCAUUUGUUGAAGCAUAUUGAUGGGAAUGUUACUCCCGGUGGUGCUGAGAGGUUUAGGAGGUGUCAUAAUACUGAAGGGACUAUGCAGUAUUGGCUAGAGAGUGCUGAUUUGAUUAAAAUUAAACUUGAGUCUGGGGUUUGUGAUUCUAAUUGGGCUCCUCCUUCUUGGUGGAAGUUUCAGGGUGUGAAUGGUGUUGUUAAACUUGAGCCUGGGGUUCAUGAAUCGUCUGAGUCACCUGCGAAGAUGAAGGAAGAAAUGGAUAAAAUGAGGAGUGAGAUCAAAGAACUUGUAUCUGAUUUGGCCCUAAUUAAACGUGAAUCUGGAAUUCGUGAUCUGGACUCUAUUCCUCUAGCUCAGUGGAAGAUUCAGAGUUCAUCAAAAGAAUCAUCUGCCGUCUCAUAUAAGCUUAGGGAAGAAAUUGAUAAAAUGAAGAGUGAUUUAAAAAAACAUAUAUCCAAGCCAGAGUUACCAAAUAAUCCUGAUUUAAAUCAGAAAAUAAUCAAGGAUUUUAUGAGUUGGAAGGUAAAGACUGAAAAGCAAAUUGCGGAGAUCUCAAAUUCGUUGGCAUCGACACAGUGCAUGGUUAAGGAAUUUGUUUCGUGGAAAGAUAAAGUAGAACAGCAGCUGGUGGGAAUUUCAAACUCGCAGAACAAUCGACAAGCACAUGGGAGAAAUUCCUUCAGUCCAGAUCCUCAAAGCUGGGAACAUUUAUUGCACAGUACCAACUUGGAUGAUUUUACUGGAGACGGUUUUGAACCAUGGGAUGUUGAUACUGACCUUAUCGAUGCUUUACCAGAGGCUGAGGCUGUCAGGCUGGAUACCUACUUGCUUCCACCAAAGGCUCGCAAAAGCUCUUUCCAGGACCAUAUGUGGUUUGAGGAGCAGUCAGUGCUCAACUCCGAAAUGCAGAGGACAGAGAGCUGCAUGACCAGAGGUGAUUCCAGAAGCUCCAAUCAGGACAAAGCGGAGUUGACUCCAGGUUCUUCCAUGACUGCAGGUCCAAGAUCAGAUAUUGAGGACCCAAAUAUUAUUUCUCAGGAAACGUUGAAAGAGUUGGUGAGUUGGAAAGCGAAAGCGGAGCAGCAGCUAAUGGAAAUUUCAGAGGCUGUGCGAGCUCUUCAGGGAUGAUAAUCAACCGAAACUGGUCUUUACCAUAUACACAAGGGCACCGUU
Molecule: messenger RNA, 1833 nt
Organism: Eruca vesicaria subsp. sativa (arugula)
Lineage: Eukaryota; Viridiplantae; Streptophyta; Magnoliopsida; Brassicales; Brassicaceae
Source: the annotation of a GenBank genome assembly